Messenger RNA from Ceratosolen solmsi marchali, 1496 nucleotides. RefSeq names its product WAS/WASL-interacting protein family member 1-like. The transcript has 4 exons. The record is from RefSeq and is a predicted model, not a curated record. Lineage: Eukaryota; Metazoa; Arthropoda; Insecta; Hymenoptera; Agaonidae. Bases 150 to 1496 code for a protein of 448 amino acids.
UAUUAUUAAAAUAAACCAAAAACAAAAAAACAGCAAGAGUCGUACACCGUGAAUCUUAGGGCGAUAUCUGCAAUCGAAAAAAUUGCAGCGAAGCAAAGUUAAGUGCAAAAUGUGACAGCCAGGUGUUUGCUGGAUUUGUUUUUACAGAUAUGAGAAUGUCCUCGUCCAUGUACGAGGUGUUCAAUUGGAAUUGCACACCCGAUCCCCCCUUAACUCCUGCAAAAAACAAGAGAGCGAGCCUCUCUCUGCCCCCUAUGGUCGACAUCUUCUCAAUUGACGAUAUGUCAAUGGUCGACGACGCUAGGCGUCCGAUGGUACACCGGGGGGCAAGCGGUGAAGAUGCGGAGUCGACAUUGGGUGAGGGAAACCCAAGUGGCGGUGACAAUGGCAGUGGCGUCAACGGCGGCGGCGGCGGCGGUGGCGUGGGUGGUGGUAGCAGCGGUGGCGGUGGCAACGGCUGCUGCGGGACCCGUUACGCGAACCGUCGGCGCACCGAUCUCAUGCCGACGAUACCCUCGCCGAGAGACCGGGACGCGAGCGCCCCCACGUCCGGUAGAUCCUCGAGCGCCAAAUCGUUCACGCGCAGCCCAGGUAGGACAUACUCGAUGUCGAGGCUGGACCAGCUGGCCCAGCCCCGCAGGCGUACUGUACCGCUGCCCCAGGCGGAGCAGCAGUACCAGCGGCAGCAGCAACAGUCGCAACAGCAUCAGCAACAUCAGCAACAGAGCCUCGCAGCUUCGAGCAUGAGCCGCAGCAUGUCGCACCUGGCAACGGCGCAAGCCGCACGUGGGGGGCCUCGCCAAGGGCCCCUCAAGCGCACCGAUAACUCGCGUAGCAUGGGCACGUUGCCGGGAGUCGGUGUGAGUACGUCGGUAACGAGGCCCACCCGGGCUGAGCGGCUCAGGCGCAAGGCGCGCGAGCACCAGAGCCAGGCCCAGCUCCAACAACCGACAGGUGUCCGGAGCGGCGAGGCAACGCCUAACAGCCCGUCCCGGCCGCAGAGCUCCAUGAGUCAGCAGAGUGCUACGAGCAGCGUCGCCAGCAGUAGCGUGAACCUCCGCCCGCGCACUAGCACCCCGAGGCGCCCGAGGCCCGCUUCAAUUGCCGGCACUGGCGUUACUGUCACCGCUGAACGCAACAGUGAGCAUGGCUUUUACUACCCUACCACCCCCAUCCUCCCAUCACCCCAUACAACGAACGAUGCGAAGGCGCAGAAAGACUCGAAACCGCCACUGCCGAAGACCCACAGCGUGACCAAGAAGUCCAUCUCAUCGAGCAUGAUAAAGUCAUCAUCAGCGGAGCGCAAGUCCGACAAAUUCGUAACGACACCGAGGAGUAGCCGAGCUUCGCCACGCGCCACUCCCAAGGCUACGCCCCUCCAGAGUCCCGGUGUCGAGCAGCCAGGUCUUAUAGCCCUAGAUAUCAAGGAGUCCAAAGAUCGAUUUGAGAAUGCGAAGAAGGAGAUAAGUAAUGAGAAGAUGCAGGUUAGUCUUUAA